AUGGCUAUCUCGCAUUCUAGUCCGCCAAACGAGGCACAGCUGCCCCCAUAUCCAUCCUUUGAGGCGCUCAGGGCCAAAAAGGAGCCUCCGCGAAUUACUCUCGACACCACCCAGCGCCUCUUCUGGCCUCUAGAUGGUCCGCUUUCUACCUCCAUUUCGAUAAUGAAAGAUGCUUCGAGUCCCGACUCUCUCGAACCGUAUUUCAAACAAACAUCUGACGGCGCCGGCAUCUGGCACCCAGUCUCGCAGAUGCCGCUUACUGAGCCCAAGGAGGAUUAUUGGCUUGAAGAUCAUGAAGAGCACUCUUCACCAGGCGGCAGCGGCGAGCCAAGCGCCCGGUAUGGAGAGCUCCCCGAUCUCGGCCCAGAGGACGAGUGGGAGGAGGGUUCUGACGAUCAUCUAUUGAUCUGCUGUGACGAAGUACGACCGCGUGGAAAGGCGGUGAAGUUGGUGGUGAAGCCUGCAGCUGGGGAGAACGGGUUUAUCACUGUUCACGACUACGUAUCAGCAGUGCACCCGUGGCUAGCCAGCAUUCAGGAAGACAUCUUGAACUCUAUGGGUAUGUUUCAGCGGCCUGUGCCGUUGGCAGCGGAACCCAUGGUGAAUUAUAAUGCGCUAGACCGCUUGAUGAUGGAAAAUAAACCGGAUUGGAUUCAGGAGAAGAGGAUGAGGUUUCUGAUCAAGGCGUUUGAGGAGAAGCCUAGCGACUACAAACUCGCAUGGGAGAAAUUACAAGCAGAGGUCGAACAGAAUAUAAGACUGCAAGCGACAAAGAAGGCUGCAACCAUUGCGCCAAGCUCGCUCCUCCUCCUCCACGAGGCCAUGGAGAUUUUUGGGUUCACAGACGGGAAUGAACUCAUCCUCACUGGGGAGGCAAACCCAGUCCCCCAAUACCUCAUCGAUUCUAUCGCUCGAAUAAAGCAUGUGACGGGCGGUGACAGCCUCUAUAACGAGGCAUACACGAGAACAAUUCUUGAUGAAAUCAUCAUCGGCUGCGUGUAUGAGGAAAAUAUAGCUUCCCAGAGAGGCCGAAGCGAAUCUCCACCAGGCGAGCCCCCAGCAGUGUGCCACUCGCACCCACCAAAACCACAGCUAAUUAUCGAAGAACCGGCCCAGCUUGAGUUGUCCCAUGAGACCCCCUUCUAUAGUCGGUAG
This is a messenger RNA of Pseudogymnoascus verrucosus, 1155 nucleotides long. RefSeq lists its product as uncharacterized. Lineage: Eukaryota; Fungi; Ascomycota; Leotiomycetes; Thelebolales; Thelebolaceae. The record is from RefSeq and is a predicted model, not a curated record. The transcript is spliced from 5 exons. The coding region runs from base 1 to 1155 and encodes 384 amino acids.